AUGCAAAAUGAUCGCACGUGUUAUUCUAUUGUAUUUUCUAGAAUCAACGCUGAACCGGAAGAUGAAGCCGAGAAUCAUCCACGAAUAUGGGCACUACUCGUCGCCGGAUCAAAUGAUUGGUACAAUUAUCGACAUCAGGCUGAUGUUUGUCAUGCAUAUCAUGUAUUGAGACAUCAUGGCAUACCUGAGGAACAUAUUAUAACGAUGAUGUAUGAUGACAUUGCAAAUAGUGAAGACAAUCCAUAUCCUGGUAAACUCUUCAACAGACCGCAUGGACCCGAUGUUUAUCAUGGAGUCAAGAUCGACUAUAGAGAGAAAGACGUGACGCCAGAGAACUUCCUUGCGAUCUUACAAGGGAAUUCAUCCGCCGUUAAAGGUGGCAAUGGUCGAGUGAUCAAGAGUAAUGCACAUGAUCACAUAUUCGUUUACUUCACGGAUCAUGGAUCUACUGGAUCAGUUGCUUUCCCAUACGACAUUUUAAGUGCUUGCUCUGGAUUGAUUUUAGCAUGA
Anisakis simplex (herring worm) is the source of this 510-nucleotide messenger RNA. The record is from the annotation of a GenBank genome assembly. Lineage: Eukaryota; Metazoa; Nematoda; Chromadorea; Rhabditida; Anisakidae.